AUGACCAUGUGGACAAGCGGGAGCACUUGGCUUGUUGCCUUGGGUCUUAAGGGCCGGGUGCGGGUAGCGUGGGACGGAGUGAACGCCACCUUAGGCGGGCCCAUGCACGCCCUACAAAACCACAUGGCCGCCGUUCGCGCCCACCCCUACCUCCUCCCUCCACAGGCGCCCUCGCCCUUCCAGAAGGGAGAGGAAGGGAUCGACAUGAAGCUGGAGCUGAACGAGGCAGGCGCCCGGAGCGAGGACUGCCGGCGGGAGACGGGCUUCGACAGGCUGCGAGUGAGCCGGUGUCAAGAGGUG
This is a messenger RNA of Nannochloropsis gaditana CCMP526, 300 nucleotides long. Its product is annotated as phospholipase carboxylesterase family expressed. The record is from RefSeq and is a predicted model, not a curated record. The transcript is spliced from 3 exons. The annotation marks the transcript as partial.